Myripristis murdjan (pinecone soldierfish) is the source of this 2877-nucleotide messenger RNA. RefSeq names its product bestrophin 1 (gene best1). The transcript has 10 exons. The record is from RefSeq and is a predicted model, not a curated record. Lineage: Eukaryota; Metazoa; Chordata; Actinopteri; Holocentriformes; Holocentridae. Gene Ontology annotation, molecular function: chloride channel activity. Bases 264 to 2441 code for a protein of 725 amino acids.
UUUUCUUUCCUGCUUCCCUUUCUCCAGCAUUCCCCAUGGAGGCUGUCGCUGCACAUUUCAAAAGCCGCACUGAAGUAUGACGCCUGGUCACUCUGUUUUAAUUUUUAGUGAUAUGUGACCAAAUUGAUUUUGCGAGAUCCAGACUGAUUGCUGACUUUGAGUGCAGACAAAGCCGGUGACUUUGGAGCUGCACUGAUAACAACACCAGAGAGGUUUCUUCAUGUCAGGCCACAGUCAGCCGGCUUGGCCAGCAAGCAGCAGCGAUGACAAUUACCUACUCCCGCAGGGUCGCUGAUGCAGGUCUGGGCACCUUCUCCCACCUGCUUCUGCGCUGGAAGGGCAGCAUCUACAAGCUGCUCUACAGAGAACUGAUCAUCUUCACUGUUCUCUACUGCUUCUUCAGUAUUGUUUAUAGGUUUGUGUUAAAUCAUGAUCAGAAGAGGCUGUUUGAGAAGCUGUCCUUAUAUUGUGACCGCUAUGCAGAGCUCAUCCCUGUGUCAUUUGUGCUGGGUUUCUACGUGACCUUAGUGGUGUCCCGUUGGUGGGGCCAGUUUGAGAGUGUGCCCUGGCCAGACCGGUUGGCAGCACUGGUGGGCGGGCACGUCCGUGGUGCUGAUGAGACUGCCAGGUUGACCCGUCGGACUCUCAUGCGAUAUGCCAACCUCUCUGGUGUGCUCAUCUACCGCUCUGUUAGCACAGCGGUCUACAAGAGGUUCCCCACCAUGGAGCAUCUUGUUCAAGCAGGUUUAAUGACACCAGAGGAGCUGAGACACCUGGAGGACUUGCCCUCCCCUCAUAACAAGUUCUGGGUUCCCUGCAUGUGGUUCGUCAGCCUCGCUCUAAGAGCUCGGACUGAGGGCCGCAUCAACAAUGACGUGGCGCUCACGGCCAUUCUCACUGAGUUGAAUAGUUUGCGAACAAAGUGUUUGAAGCUGUAUGGUUAUGACUGGAUCAGCCUGCCUCUUGUCUAUACUCAGGUGGUGACAGUGGCGGUCUACAGUUUCUUCCUGGCUUGUCUGAUUGGCCGUCAGUUCUUGGAUCCAGCUCAAGGUUACCCGGGUCACGACCUGGACUUCUACCUGCCUGUUUUCACCCUCUUGCAGUUCUUCUUCUAUGUUGGAUGGCUCAAGGUAGCUGAGCAACUCAUAAAUCCAUUUGGUGAAGAUGAUGAUGACUUUGAAACCAACUGGCUAGUUGAUCGCAAUUUGCAGGUGUCCUUACUGUCUGUGGAUGAGAUGUAUGACAACCUGCCAGUGCUUGAGAAGGAUAAGUACUGGAAUGAAUCUGAGCCCCAGCCUCCCUAUACAGCAGCCAGUGCUGAGCAUCGCAAACCUUCCUUCAUGGGUUCGGCUCUGGAUAUUAGUGUGCCAAAAGAGGAGAUGGAGUUUCAGUCCAAUCUGGAGCAGAUUAAGGAGCAUGAAGAGGCCAACUACUCCACCCCGCUGCUUGGAGGGCUGGGUCGGCUUCUGGGUGUCCAGUCGCCGAGCUUCCCUCGCUCAUCCCGGGUGUCUCUCCUGCGCCGCCGCCCCGGGGCUCCAUUAAACCGCUUUCCACUUUACCUGCAUCCAGAGGCUCCGUCAACCCCAAGCCAAAUCCGCCAGCCCCUUAGUCACGAGCAAGAUCCAGACUAUGCCUUCGCCUCCAUGCCCUUGUAUGAGAGACCUGGCUUCUACAGCUGCCCACAAACACCAAUCCACUGUGUGCCCCCUGCGGUGCCCCGCCCUCGGCCCACCCGUCGGCCACAGAAUGACUUGGACCGCAGCUGCAGCUCCCUAGCUGCACCAACAGUGGGCUCUCAGUUGCUGCCUCCAGACACCCCGAGCCACAUUCCUCCACCGCCAUCCUCUGCUUUCCCCUGGCUGUGUGGAGACAGUGAGGUGCCAAGCGCCCCUGCUUUCUCCUUCCCUGACCCUUCUCCUGAGCUCUGCCCGAUAUCGAAACUCAGACCCGGGCACGGCCUGCUGUCCCGCCGCCCUCCACUUCCCCGCCUCACUCUGGACAACCUGCCAUCAGCUGACAGCCAGCAUGGACCCCCAAGUGCUCGGGGGCUGGGAAAUGGAGGGGAAAGGGUGUUCUCAUUUACUCCUCCCUCUCGCGCUGGAGCAGCAAAUACCUCUAAUCCCAGUAACAGCUCUACCAGCAUAAACGCAACAAGCACCGCUAGCACUAAUAUUACGAGCAGCCUAUGCAAUGGAACAAGUCACAGCAACUUUAGUAACCAUGGGAAUUUCAGCACCAGCAUGCGGGCAAGCAACGGGGGUACCAACGGAGGGCUAAGCAAUAACAUGAACACAGUUUCCACUUCGGGUUCAUCUCAGCUAGAGGCCAGUCAGCAGCACUCACCCAAUGAUUCAGGAAUCUCUCUGGGUGACGGGGACCUGCUGGCAGCUUUAGUGGAUAACAGGGUGAACAAGGCUGCUGGAGGAAAGGAGCAAGACUGAGAAAGGAGGGUGCCAUGUACUGUUUUUUUUUUUUUUUUUUUUUUUUUUUUUUUAAUCUACCACAAAUCGUAUGUCUAUUUGUUGAAAAUCUUUUACAUUGUCAAGGUAUUUGAGAAUGAAAUAUCUUCUACUUGAAAUGUAUCUAGUCACAAGGCCCAUUUCUCAUGGAGCUCUACACACAAUUAAACUCAAUGUCACCACUUGAUCUCUGCUUCCUGGUAUGCUCUUGCAGAACAGUUAACCUACUAAUAAUGCAAAAAGCACCUUAUGGGAUUUAAAACGUCAACAUCUGAAGGGGAAAACAGAAAUGGUGUGGUUCUCUCAAAAUGCUGCAGCAAAUAGCCAAAAUGUCUAUACUCCAGCACUCAUUGCCUUUUUUGUGUUGUUUCCAUCAAGGUACAUUUGCCUUUAAUAAAUGUCAAGUAUCAUGUUAUUG